Molecule: messenger RNA, 1345 nt
Organism: Leptinotarsa decemlineata (Colorado potato beetle)
Lineage: Eukaryota; Metazoa; Arthropoda; Insecta; Coleoptera; Chrysomelidae
Product: matrix metalloproteinase-2
Biological process (GO): proteolysis; collagen catabolic process; extracellular matrix organization
Cellular component (GO): extracellular matrix
Molecular function (GO): zinc ion binding; metalloendopeptidase activity
Source: RefSeq, a predicted model, not a curated record
GAACAAAUUUAUUCAAUGUGGCUGCUCAUGAAAUUGGUCAUUCUUUGGGAUUGUCGCAUUCUAAUGUGGAAAGUGCAUUGAUGUACUCUUGGUACAAGAAAAUGGACAACGGUUUCGACUACGAACUACCAGAUGAUGAUAAGCAAGCAAUACAGUUUCUGUAUGGUGCUCGAGACAAUCGAAGAAAAUGGGCCAAAAAUCCUAUAUACCGUCCCGUUGUAACAACGACAACCACCACCACCACCACUACCACUACAACAACUACCACUCCUCGUCCUCGCACAAGAGGAUAUAUCCACAGGCCAAAAAUUCCUUAUUAUCCCCAAAAUCCACAUGGUCGUCCUUAUGUUCCUCACAAUCCUCAUGAACGACCUCAUGAGCACUACCCUCACAAACCCAUGUAUCCUAAAAAACAUUACCCAGUACAAACUGGCAGGCAGUAUCCAUACAUACCAAAUAGAAAGGAUACACCGCAUAGGCAUACUCCAGAGAGAAUACCAGACCGAAAGUAUCCAGAUAGAGUAUAUACUACAGUGGUGUCUCCAACUAAACGACCAGAUUACUAUCCUAUAGAUUUUCCAACCAGAAAGCCACCACCAGAUACCUGUGAUACAAGUUACGAUGCUAUAACUGUUAUUAGGCAAGAAGUUUUCAUUUUCAAAGAUGCAUACUUCUGGAGAAUUGGAGCAAAUGGUCUACUACCAGAUUAUCCAGCAUCGAUUCACAGGUUAUGGCAUGGUCUACCACGCAAUUUGACCCACGUAGAUGCUGUCUAUGAACGAAAUGACGGUCGAAUCGUAUUCUUCAUUGGAGACUUGUAUUAUGUGUUCACUACCAAUAGAGUAGACAAUGGUUAUCCCAAGCCUCUUUCUCACCUUGGAAUUUCCAAGGAGAUUAAACAUAUAGAUGGUGCAAUGAUAUGGGGACACAAUGGAAAAACAUAUUUCUAUAGCGGAGACAGGUACUGGAGAUUUGAUGAAGCACUGCAAUAUAUUGAGCUGGACUAUCCCAGGCAUAUAUCAAGAUGGGGAGGUGUUGGCACAGAUAUUGAUGCAGUAUUUCAAUGGAAGGAUGGAAAAACAUAUUUCUUCAAAGGAAAAGGUUUCUGGAAAUUUAAUGAUCUCCAUAUGCGGGUUGAAAACAAAGAACAGACUCUAUCAGCUCCCUUCUGGAUGGGAUGUACAACAAACUUCCGCCAAAAUGAUAAAGAAAAAUCGCCAAGGACUUCAGUUGUACCAAGCAGAGCCAGUAAACAGGACACCCUGUGUACAUUUGUAUUAACUAUUAUUUUUUUAUUUUCAACUCGGGGAUAUGUGAGCAGUGUUAGAAUAUAAAGUGAAUUCAG